GUCAGCUGGGCGCACAUGGUAUGCACUUGACAUUUCCACCCAGCUGGGCGAUGGGUUAUUCCAGUUCAUGGGCUGUGCUGGGUGGAGAGAAGUGUGGGCUCAGCCCGCGCCGGCCAAUCCACCCGAGCUGACGCUGCGCAAGGCGCUGGGACUUGUUAUACUUUUCACGGAUGAGUUGGGUCAUAUUUCCCACUGGAGAGCCAUCAUGGCAGGAAGUCUGGCUGGCAUGGUUGCAACCAUCGUGACUUACCCCACGGACGUAAUUAAAACACGGCUCAUUGUGCAGAACCGACUGGAACCGUCUUAUGAAGGAAUUCUUCAUGCUUUUUACAAAAUUUAUCAUCAAGAAGGAUUCCUUGCACUCUAUCGUGGCGUUUCACCGGCUAUAUUAGGUGCUGUCCCAUUUUCUGCAGGGUCUUUCUUUGUUUACAUCAAUCUGGACAAAAUCUGGCGGGAACCCAUAGUUCAUUUCACUCCUCUUCAGAACUUCAUAAAUGGCUGUGUAGCAGCUGCUGUGGCACAGACACUUUCUUUCCCCUUUGAGACUGUCAAGAGGAAGAUGCAGGCCCAGAGCCCUUGGCUUCCCCACUAUGGAGCAGUUGAUAUCUAUUUUACUGGCAUGACUGACUGUUUUCGACAAACUGUGAAGAACAAAGGUGUGCUUGGACUUUGGAGUGGGCUCACACCCAGUCUGCUCAAGAUUGUCCCGUACUUCGGUGUUAUGUUUAGCACCUUUGAAUUCUGCAAGCGGGUUUGUCUGUAUAGAAAUGGUUAUAUUGAAUCUCCUUUAAAUUACAAGCUAACUCCUGGUGUGGACCAGAGUUUACAGCCACAAGAACUGAGAGAAUUAAAGCUCCUCCGAAGGGGAAAUUUUGAGCCAAGGAAAUCAGCUCUUGAAAAUUGACAUCAGAGUGACCAUUGCAGAUUAACACACUACCUUUCUUAAGGAACUUUGCAAGAAAGACAUGUUGAACUACAGGUACCAGCGUCUGAGCGGAUUGCAUGGUUUUGGUACUGAAACAUGAGUGCCAGGAGUGUGUAAGUCUCAUAUCUCAUUUGCUGAACGGAUAUAAA
This is a messenger RNA of Apaloderma vittatum (bar-tailed trogon), 1074 nucleotides long. It is a transcript of the gene SLC25A43, whose product is annotated as solute carrier family 25, member 43. NCBI's taxonomy places the organism in Eukaryota, Metazoa, Chordata, Aves, Trogoniformes, Trogonidae. The transcript is spliced from 5 exons. Gene Ontology annotation, biological process: transmembrane transport. The record is from RefSeq and is a predicted model, not a curated record. The annotation marks the transcript as partial.